AUGUUGAGGAUGAUCCUGGGAAGACGGUGGAAACGUUGGGUUCGCCUGAUGUUACUGCUAUUGUGUUUAUUUCUUAUCUGGGAGUAUGCACAAGACCUGCUGCCAUCUUUUGAUAAUAUGGACAAUUCUGGGGUGAAGAUCAGAAAAGUGUUCGACCACUGGGGUAAAGAUGAGACAGAUAUUAACUGGUUGCCAACUCUCUUGGCUAAAAGGACACAGGAGAUUCCUCUUGUAGUUGUAGAGGAGCAUUAUGAAGUUCUCAAAUACUGGUUUCAAGCUGCUGAUCUGGGCAUCAUUCCAUUGUCCAAGAAUAUAUUGAUCCACAUAGAUGGCCAUGUUGAUGGUGCUAUACCUUUUGACACUGACAGUCUUCCUGUUUUCCGUUAUCCACAAAGUAGACAGGAAAUCCACAAUAUGAUGCAAAGAAAUGAUAUGUUCAUUGUGAUAGCAGCUUUGACGGGUUUUGUAAAUCAUGUGAUUUGGAUAUGGCCAAGCUGGGAUGUUGAUAAUCAUGAUGGGGCAGAGCAGAACCACCUAACCUUAGACAUAGAAAUGGGUUACAUAGAGAUAACAGUCCCAGAGGAGAUGAACAGACACAAGCUGGACUUGUGUGCCUGUUGGAGGCCCCAAGAAAGUGACAAAGGUACCAAAACAAACAAAGGCAUAGAAGCUUCAUGGGAGUGCCACAGAAGAAACUUUAGUGAGAUCGAAGCCCAAGAUGGUCCACGAGUACGCAGAGAACAGUGCAAAAUUCAUUCCACAGGUGUACUUGAAAUUAUGGGAGAAGCUGUAGCUGAAAAGGAACUGAAGAAAGUUAAACUUUCAGGGCAAAAUUCGGGGUUAAUCCUAGAUGUUGACGAAGAUUUCUUUGGGUGUUGGAGUGAUAUGAUUACAAUGGAAGAGGUGGGAAUAAACAGAAAAGACAUUACUUUGAUAUCAGAUAUUGUGGCUGAUUUGCUCUUUAGCCUAACAGCAGAAGAGGAGCAGCUUGCAGAUGGGGUUUAUACCUCACUUGUACAUUUUGUUAUCAGGUUAAAAGCUAGAAGCUGUGACACAACCAAUGGCUUUCAGUCAAUAAACAAAGACUGUUUAACAGAUAUUGAAGUCAGUAAUUAUCUUAUUGAAAAUAUUCCCAACAUCAUUAUGUUUCUUCAGAAUAAUGUGGGGGACGCUGUUUUACGAUUUACUGAUCCAAAGCAAGUAGGAUUUUAUCUGCAAAGUUUAUUGUUGGUUUUGAAUAGUUUGUCUGUGAAGCAACUCAAAGUCCUAGCAGAUUUAGGAAUAUGUUUCAAUAUGUCCCCUUCCUCUCUUUAUUUUGGAAAUAACGGACAGUUUCAGGUGUGCUAUGGAGAUAACAUUCCAAAUAACACAAUGGUAACAUUUCAUUUGCCCACAGAGGAAGAGAUCAUUACACGAACAGUCAGUUUGAAAAAGAUAUUAAGCUCAUUAUUCCAGAGACCAGAUUUGGUGACGGUAUGCCGAUCAGUUCGGGACGGGUAUACGCCCAAACAGUUUUUUAAUAUUAUUGAAUCAAAUGUGUUGCAGAGUAUAGCCCUGACAUAUAGAAGUGUACAGUAUGAGAAUGUUCAUUUUGAUACUUCAUUGCUGGGUGGAAAGAUUGGGUGGUCACAUCGGUCCAACACUUUGGGUCAUAGAUUGUUACAGUAUUUGUCUUUAUAA
Candidula unifasciata is the source of this 1680-nucleotide messenger RNA. The record is from the annotation of a GenBank genome assembly. Lineage: Eukaryota; Metazoa; Mollusca; Gastropoda; Stylommatophora; Geomitridae.